Drosophila erecta is the source of this 1799-nucleotide messenger RNA. RefSeq names its product leucine-rich repeat and transmembrane domain-containing protein 2. The record is from RefSeq and is a predicted model, not a curated record. The transcript has 8 exons. NCBI's taxonomy places the organism in Eukaryota, Metazoa, Arthropoda, Insecta, Diptera, Drosophilidae. Gene Ontology annotation, molecular function: protein binding. The coding region runs from base 347 to 1699 and encodes 450 amino acids.
AGCUCAUUCUCAAUUCGACGGUGGCAUGAAUCGCACGUUAUCGCGCGACAACAAAACGCCAAGUUAGCAAAUCCUGAAUCGACAUUUCAACGCGAUACACCUCCAUUCAGUACAAUUCAAUGAGAAAACUACCCAGUGUAAUACCUAAUUUAGUAAAUAUAUUAUCGAACAAAUAUCAGAAAACGACGCGAGUCAUUCGAACUUGAACAUUUCCACAUCAAGUUCGCGAACAACACGAAAAUGCAAUGAAAACCGUGAGAUAAACACAAAUAUUAACAACACGCCUGAAGACGCAGUGAAAUCAAAGCUAAACAAAUAUCAAUAAACAAAUAAUAAUAUUAUUAUAAUGCACGUGUACUACAAGUUCGGAUUACUGCUGAUAUUUUUGCUAAGCGUGAGCAUCAGCCACACAAAUGCCGCUCCAGCGGGCAGUGAGGAGGCCAAUCCCCUCGAUGACUACAGCGAUGAUGACUACAGUGAAACAACGACAGGCGAGGAAUCGCCAGAGACAGCAGAAAAUAGACUGAUGCCACAAUCAUCCUCCACAUCGACAACCACCACAUUUCGACCAAUAUUUAACAUACCACGGCGCAGCAACCAUGUCCUGGAGCCCAGUUGCCCGCGCAACUGCCUCUGCCUGGAGGACUUCAAGUUCGUUCAGUGUGCCAAUGCCCAUUUAACCCAUGUGCCCCUGGACAUGCCCAAAACGGCGGCCAUCAUCGAUCUGAGCCACAAUGUGAUUGCCGAACUGAGGCCGGAGGAUUUUGCCAAUCUGUCCAGAGCGGUGGAAAUCAAUCUGAAUCACAAUUUGAUCAGCAGAAUAGACAAGGAUGUCUUUCAGGGGUCAGAGCGCUUGAAGCGCCUGCGGCUGGCCAACAACCGUCUGACCAAAAUCGAUCCCGACACCUUUGCGGCGGCCAAGGAACUGACGCUACUUGAUUUGAGCAACAACACCAUAGCCCAGCGACUGGAUGGGUCCUUCCUGAAUCAGCCCGACUUGGUGGAGUUCAGUUGCGUCAACUGCAGCUGGACGGAGCUGCCGGAGCAGACGUUCCAGAACAUGAGUGGGUUGGAGGUGCUGCGCUUGAACAAGAACGAUUUCAAACAGCAAAUCAAUACGAAAGCUUUCUCGCCGCUAACAAAAAUAAUUAAACUGAAGCUGCCGGAACUGGAGCAACCGAAGAUCGAGGAGCUGUGCGGCCUGCUGACCUCCAUCGAUACGAUUAGCUUCCUCAACUUCGACAUCAGCUGCUACGAGUUCGUGCUGGGCACCCCCUUCAACGGCAGCCUCAUCUAUCCCACGGAGCCGCCACUCAAGGGGACUUCUGAUCCGCCCAGUACUGCGAGGCCAGUUACCUCCACACCUGCACCGCCGAGAAGUGCCAAUCGCAAUCGGGGCACAAUGGACAACAGCACGGAGCUGGUCAAAGCCGGAAUCCUGAGCUCCGAGACCAGCACCAGUGGAGUGAGCGUGGAACCGCCUGCCGAGAACCAGACCAACCAGGUGCAGAUCUCCCAGGAGGCCAUCAACACGCUGCUCAUCUGCAUCAUGGUUUUGGCCGUGAUUGGUAUCGUCAUCGGACUCAUUUGCCGCCAGGAUAUUGGCGGCAUCAAAACCAAAUGCUGCCGCACUAGCAAACCAGAGCCAAAGGAUCAGGUCCAUCCCACUGAGGAGAUACCACUGAAUAAGCUAGCCUAAGAAAACUUUCCAAAAAACAAACCAAACGAUCGAAGGUGAAGAGAGAAUCCUAUCCUCCUCCAGUUUCGAGAACAAUACCCAUUUCCAUUUUGCCGGCAUU